Molecule: messenger RNA, 1426 nt
Organism: Diachasmimorpha longicaudata
Lineage: Eukaryota; Metazoa; Arthropoda; Insecta; Hymenoptera; Braconidae
Exons: 3
Coding region: 1115-1426 (103 amino acids)
Source: RefSeq, a predicted model, not a curated record
AAAUCAUCCAGCAAUGUUCACGACGUCCCAUAAUACGGAGACAUAAAUAAUGAUAAAAAUAUGUUUAAAACCGAAUUGCAAUCAUCGUCUUGAACCCCCGUGAACUCCUCCCCCGAGUAGAUACAGCAAACCGACUCCAACCAGAUCUGAACCGGAUUCACUCUCGAUAAUCGUUCGACUCUCUAAGUUGUAAACAAAGCAGUAUCGAAGGCCAUUUGUAAUUAAUGCAAAGGGUGGAUUAAAGGGAUGAGCCCCUCUCCCGUUGGCUCAUUGUCGUCCUGUUUCUAAAUCCAUUUGCGUCUCGGAGAAUUGCCCGGGGCAGUUUCCGUGAUUCCACUGGGAUUUAAAAUUUGGUUUUGAGGUCAAACUUUCGAUUUCAAUGAGGAAAAACAUGGGGAGUUUAUCUAACGCUCGUGUUAUCGCUCGGUUAUGCCACGUUCGGCUUAAAACGUGACUCCUUGGAGUCUUCUGUACGUGUCAAACGUGAUUAUGUGAUAGAACUCACGUUUCAUCAUCCAGCGAGGCUAUUGAUGGAUGAUGUAAGGGCUUUGAUUUUGUGGUCAUUUUUUUUCUACCGCUUAUUUAAUGGAGUUCGGGGGGGUUCGGAGAAAUAAUUUGAUAUGCGAGACGGUUUGAUUGAGUGAUUCUGUUACGAGUUUUAAGAGGCACUGGAUGAAAAAAAAAUCCCACACUGAUAGACUGAAGGGUUUGGGAAAAAUCGUGACUUCUUGUUGUGAAAAUUUCAGAGAUCAAUCAUUUUUAUUGGUGCAAUUUUGGAAAUUUUCUUUACGAAACAAUCGGUGAAUUUCGAUCGGGAAUAUUGAUGUGACCCUUCCAGUCACGUCUAAAUCGUCACAUAACUUGUACGUCUCUUCGUGGAAACUCAAUACCUUCGGAUGGAAUUACGACAUCUCUAAAGAAAACCAUCGUGAAAUUGCGCUGAUUCCAAUGUGCGAUUACGCAGUUUUCUGAUGACGAUGGAGAAUUUUUAUUUUACAUUUCUUACUCACUAGACUUGGGAAACGUUUCGCGACACGUGGACUCUUCUUGGGGAAGGAGAUCUCAUAAUAUAUUUUAUUUAAUUGCUCUGGUGAUAAAUUGUUAUUGAUAAUGGAUGGAGAUUACGAGUGGUGAAUGGGAAGUGGUCAAUAUAUCUUCAAUAUUUAAGGGGAUAAAUAAUGUGGUUCAUUUAGAUUUGACAGAAAAUAUUUAUAAUCAGAAACCGAUAAUCUACGAAACAAUUUUUGGAAAUUCUUGUUUCGAUUACAGCUCCGCGCCUGACAGCCGCGACUAUCCGCCUCCCUCCCACCACGUAUCCACCGCGUGCCAGAGCAGGCGGCCCAUCGGGAGGAUCGAACCAGGGCCGCGUUCUCUAUAUGCGCACCGCAACCUGCCGGACAACGACACAGAGUACCAUCGACACUGA